Messenger RNA from Lymnaea stagnalis (great pond snail), 27111 nucleotides. The record is from the annotation of a GenBank genome assembly. NCBI's taxonomy places the organism in Eukaryota, Metazoa, Mollusca, Gastropoda, Lymnaeidae.
AGAGUUUCAUACAAUGGCAUUUUUUAAAACCACCAUCAAAGUUAGAAAUGCUUUGCAGGUCUGUCUUACUAUGAUCUUUAAUUCUUAUCACACAAUUCUUCAAUAAGCUGUUCCGUGGAUCGGGGGGUUUUUGAAAUUUUUGUGAAGCUACACCCCACUCUUGAUUUCAAAACAUAUCCCCCACCCCCAUCUUGAUUUCAAGAUAUAUUUCCCCAUGAUUGAAAAUGCUAAGAAUUUUAAUUUUUAAGAUUAUUUUCCGGGUCUUUCCUUACUCUUUAAACUUCCUCAAGCAAUGUGAGCAUCCCUGAUUCAGAACCCCUGCUGUAGAUAAUUUCUUACUUUACAAUUAAUAUUUCAGAACAAACUAGCUUUCAGUAAACUAUUCUCUAGAAUAUCUCACUAUAACAUUUAGUCCACUAGCCUUCAGUAAACUAUUCUAUAGAAUCUCUCACUGUGAUAUUUAGUCUACUAGUCUUCAGUAAACUAUUCUAUAGAAUAACAUCUCACUAUGACAUUUAGUCCACUAGCCUUCAGUAAACUAUUCUAUAGAAUCUCUCACUGUGAUAUUUAGUCUACUUGUCUUCAGUAAACUAUUCUAUAGAGUAACAUCUCACUUUAUUACUCUCCACCGUAGCAUGAGAUGAUACCAAACCUCUCCAGAGACCAAGAGGCACUGCUUAUUAAUCUAUUCCGUCCAAUCAUAUUGGCUCAACCGUUGGCUUUUGACAAAGGUAUGUGUUUCUAGGCCACAGUUACUAAUUAUAGUUGUGAGUUUAAUUAGUUCUCGUUAUUCUCAAUAUUUAACAGGAAUAGAACAGGUAUCAAGAGAGUGAAUCAGUGUAAUUAAAUUUUUUUUAUUCAGCAUUUUUAAUAGUUUCUCUCUUUGAAUUAGUUUGCCUUGAUUGUUAUAAAGUUUAAGAGAUGAAUGUCUCUGAGAUCGUAAGUAGCAUCCUUAUAGCAUUCAACUAAAAUGAAUGUACAUACCACUGUUUAAAUUUACUUGUUACUUUAUUGUUGAUCCAGCUGUGUUGGUUUGGCUCAACUACAAAAAUGCCUAUGAGUAUUGGACAGAACAGAGAAUGGCACUAAACAAAGAGGUGGGUUUGGAUCAAUGGCUUUAGCUACUUGUUUAUUUGGUUGCGGAAAAUUUGGUGGAAGGACAAAAUUUUUAAACGAAAAGCAUGCAAAUAUUUUUAAAAUAUUGUUAUUAUUCAGCCUAUUAUAUUUUUUAAAAAUAUUCUUCUUCUAUAUUUCUUCUAUAUUUGAGGGCCUACCAUUAAUGAAUUGAUUAUUCUGUUAACAUUCACCUAUUCCAUUAAUUAAAUUAUUUUCAUUAUUCAACCUAUUCCAUUUAUUAAAUUAUUUUCAUUAUUCAGCCUAUUCCAUUUAUUUAAAUAUUUGUAGAACUUUGUAUGAUUCUAGUCCAUUUCUUUGUGGCUCUCAGUGCCUUCUUGGUCAUAUGUAUUUUAAGGUUCUGACCGCAACACGCCAGGUGAUGGACAAGUUGCCCCACAUUGCCCCGACUACAGCCCCCUCCAUCACAACAUUGUUCCUGCAGCUGACUGUUGAUGACAUGGGCAUUUGUGUACCAUUAUUGUCAUCACCAUAUCAGGUAAUAUGUAAAUCAUAAUAAGCUUGAUAUCUUUUAUGCUUAUUAAAAACUCUUUAAUAUACUUAACAUACCAGCAAAGUAUUGUAAAAGUUUCUCAUGUUAUAAAAACUCAUUCCAUUUCAGCUGAAAUAAAAACUAGAUCCUAUUUUUGUUGUCCUCAGCCAAUUCCCAACCCUGGGCCAGGCCUACAGUCUCCCAGAGUGGCUGAAGCAGACCAGGGAUCGGCUCUGGUGUUAACUGUGGAAAGCACACAAAUAUCUGCUUGUUCCUCUGGCUCUCUGGUCAGCAAGGGCAAGUUUAAAAGUCAGUGUACUUUAAACCUCAACAUUUUGACCUCUUCUCCCUAGAAAUUUAAAACAGUUUUGUAAAUCCAAUCACUUCAUAGCAUUUCCUUUUUCUAUAAUCAAAAAAUUCGACCAAUUGAUAAGUUGUAUAAUGCAAAAGCUAUAUUUUAAUGAGAUUGAUUGAGCACCCAGACAUUCAAUUUUCCAGACUUCUGCCUGCGGUUUGCUGAUGACUUUGGAUCAUCCUGGGAUGACUGGAAACCCUGGCCAACAGAUAAUGGAACUGUAAUGAACCAGUGCAACGUUCCGUCUGGGACCUACGAAGUCUGUUCUAGGACUAUCAACAAACAAGGUGAGGCUGGCAUAGUAUCUGAGACUGUUGAACAAGACAUCUCAAAUGAUCAGAGGUUAUCGGUGGUAACUUUCAAAGGAGAUAGCAAUGCAUCAAUAUGUUUAUAUGUAUAUCAAUCAAUUAUUAUGGAAUUGAUUUUUUUUAAAUCCUGAAAGCAAACACAUUUUGUGAAGCUGAUUUUGUAGUUUCCUUCACCAGAUACAAACAGUGGAAAUGCAAAGUGGAUUCUGAACGUCCAGUGGGACAUGAAGGGCAUCGACGUCCACCUGGACACUGAUAUUGGAAAGAGGUUCACCCUGCUGGGUCACACACUGACGUUGUUGGCCGGAGACUCCGAUGAUGGCAUAGACAGCACACAUCCUGUCAAACUUGGAGAUGAUGUUGACGGAGAUUUUGAUGAGGAUGAUGACGAUGCAGUCGAUUUGAGUAGUCCGGACACUCAGGAGAACAGUGAGGAGGUAAAAGCAUGUCAUAAUUAUUUGGACCAAUCGAUGAUUAUUUUAUCCUUAAUAAUCUUUCUGAAGGUUUUUUUGUUGUUAAAUUAUUUUUUCCGAAAUUGUUCAAACUCUAUAUAUCCUUGUGCUUGUCAGUCAAUAUGAAUUGAUUACGACAUGAAGGGAAAAAAUCACUGAACUCAUUGCUGGGUUAAUCUUUGAAAUGAAAUUUUACCCUGUUAAAUAAUCUGCAAAGUAAUCAGUAUUUCAGUGACUAAGGGAAUAAACACAAAAAUAACAUGUGAAUUUCUUUCUCAUUUAAGCCUAAUCUACGCUACACAAAAGUUACAUGUGAAUUAAAAGCUAAUAUACAACCGACACACAUCUCUAACAGCAGAUAAGUCCAGUGUCAGACAUCCAGUUUAUCCUCCAUUUUACCAUCUCUAGGAUUUACAGCUGAAAAGGCGCACAAGUCUGGCGUCAGACAUCUUACCAGAGGAAAUCUUCUCCGACAACUUUGACCCCAAAGAGAGAGCAAGAAAGAUAGAGAGAGAGAUGAAUGAACAAGCCAAGAUUGUCCAAGAGCUCAAGUAAAGUGUUGAUGGAUUAAUAUUUGUUUAGAAUUGUGACCGUUAAAGGCUAUAGCUAAAUGUCGUGAGCCUCACCUGGGACUGAAUAACCAAGUCAUUUAUCCUAAUGGCAGCCAAUGGGAUGUUUAUCCUGCUCUCCUUUGAAUUUUUAAAAUUACAUGCUAAAGCCAAUGUCUUCCCUCAUAGGGGAGUUUAUUCGUUUUUCUAUUCUGUUCAUUAAAUAUCAAAUCACAGUGAUGCAUGCAAUAUUUAUGUCUCUUAUAUAUCUGUUCUAGAGACCGACCAAAAGGGAUUUUCUGAUUUCGCCCUAAAUUUUUUUGAAAAAAUUAAAACAAAAAUAGUGAUUUAAAUAGUACUAUUCCAUUAGUUUUUCUUCCACAAAACUAUUUACAUUUGACUCGGCUUAAUUUAAAUUUAAUUUUUUGGAAAUAAAGGACAAUUAGGUCAUCAUGCAGCUGUGAGCAGUUUUCACAGAGUAUUAGUCAUAUAAUAUACCAUGACAGCAAGACUUCAAGCAAUAAGGAAUAUCAGAUUGCCGGCCUAGAGACAGACAGUCUGAUUUCUGGUAGAUGGCUGAAAGUCUCAAUCACUUUUGGCAGAAACCGAAAUUAAACCGAAAUUUAACUUUUCUAUUUUGGACGAAACGGAAAGUUAACUUUUCUUUUUUGGCUGAAACCAAAACUUGGCAGAAAUUGAUCAAAUGGCAAAUUUCGGCACCGAAGCUGAAAUUCGGUCAGUCUCUAAUCUGUACUCUAGCUGAUAAAAGUCAUAGAAAAAUUUUUUGUCUGUAAAUACUUGUAAACUUGCUGAUAAAUUAUUUGUUAUAUUUGUUCUUCGUAAGUGUCUCUCCACCAGCUGACAAACUGAUGACUUGUUUAUUCCAGAGAAUGUGGAGCCACUGAGGCAACUAUUGACAUUGAGAGAAAAAAACUGGAAGAUUUACAGACUCUCUUGUUCCAGGAUUUUAGAAGGGAUUUCCUGGAAAUGCUGAAAAGGAAAGGAGACAGGGUGAGAUAAGUGAUUAAAACAUUGAGUUCAAAGUAUAUGUUGUCCCAGUCAUUACUUACAAGGAGAUAAGCUAUGGUAGUAAGUGGUUCUUUUUGUGGCGGAAGAUAUGGCUGAAAGUUUAUUGUAAAUUGUUGUACUAUUUGCCUUUCCAGCAAAACAGUAGAAAAAAACUUGUGUUAUUUUUUUUUCUCUCAUAAUUUCCAGGCAAGUUUGAUUAAAGAUAAAUUAGGACUAAGCUCAAGACCCUUAUCUCACCUAAGAUCCAAAUCUGCUGGGCCAAGACGUCUUGCCAAGUAGGUUUUUUAUACUGCACACCAUUCUAGCUUCUUGUCAACUCAUGCAAAGCUCUGCUAAUAUUCUGGAAAUAAGUACCCAUUCUGAAGAGGUCAAUUAAUCAAGAAAUGUAUUUUCUUCAUCUUCAAAUGUGUAAAAGAAAAAGAAAAAGAGAAUGAUAUCGACAAAACUAUGAAAGUUAUUUAUUGAUAUACUAAGAGUUUUAAGAUAUCGAGUAUUUUCAGGAAUCUCAUUAUUUUUUGGAUAUCGUAUAAAUUAACAACAGAAUGAAAAGGAAAAAAAGCAUGUAUUUAUUCUCUGACCAGGUCACACUCGGAUCGACAUACUGUCACAGAAGCAGAUUUAACAAAGAACAGGCGGCAGUCUGAAGACCUCAGCAGAAUCCCAAAAGUUUCCUUCUCUGGGUCUCAUUUAAACACCUACACACCUCCCAGGUGAGCAAGAUGAUAAAGAAUUAUUUAGUGAACCAAUUUGUCCAAACCUUAAGAUUUUAUAAUUUGACAGAAAAUUUGACAGAAAAUUUUGACUUCAGUGUGAGAUUAUUUAUCGGGAUAUUAUUUAAGUUUCUGAUGUAAAUGUUUGCAUUUUUAGCACUCCCGGACAUUACUCUAGCCCUAUUUGCAUUUCUAGCACUCCCAGACAUUACUCUAGCUAUGUUUGUAUUUCUAGCACUCCCGGACAUUACUCUAGCUAUGUUUGUAUUUCUAGCACUCCCGGACAUUACUCUAGCUAUGUGUCUGACGAUGAGGAUGAUGAAGACAGUGAUCCAUUCUUUCAAGGAAAACAUAGGUCAAGGUCACUUGAGGCCAUUCAAAGUUCUGGAUCAGAGUCACAACCCGAUGAGGGUAUACCAUACAAGAGGUAUAGAUGUUCAAUUAUGGCAGAGUAUACCAUACAAGUUAAACUCAUGAGAGGGUAUACUAUAACAGGUUAAGGGAGGGUAUACUAUGCAAGUUAAACUUAUGAGAAGUAUACUAUACCAAGAGGUAUAUAACUUAAACUCAUUGGAGGGUAUACCAUAGAAGAGGUAUACAGUUAAACUAGGGUUAAAAGUAUAAACUAAUGUCCUCUCCACUCCAGCAUAAUGUUGUGAGCUAUCAAUUUCUUGUUACAUACAUAUGUUUUGUGUUAAUCCAAUACAGCAGAAAGAAAAAGUCUGAAGACACCGGGUCCAUCAGCUCCAACAAGCUUGCAGAGCAGAACAUUGACUUUGAGUUGGACGUCAAAGUCUUCAUUGACAGUGGCAAAUGUGUUCUGUACCCGAAGGAAGCCAAAGAGGAAGAAGUCAGAAAGUAAGGAUUAGUGCAGCAUUAACAAAUGUAGACAGUUAUUGGAAUAAUAUCUUUAAAAAAUAUGCACUAAUAAUGUCUCUUUAUUUUCUUUAACUGCAUUGAGAUUUUUUUUUAUUUUUUUUUUUAUUUUAUUUUUUUUUUUUUUUUUUUUUUUGGCUUUUAAUAAAUUGAUAAAAAAAAUUUGUUGUUACUGCUCAAAAUGAUUUGAUAUCUUUUACCAAAAAGAUUUGCUAAGAAAGAAAAACAGACAGCCCCUGAGCCCAACCUGCAGACAUCUCCUAAUGCCAAACGCAAGCUGAAGAAAGAAGCCUCUGGAGCUAGCAUCUCUAGUCAGAGGAAACUUUCUGUGAACCCUGACACCACCAUCUUUUUUGUUCCCAGUGUUGCUGUUAAGGUAAUUGUAAACUUUCAGUGUGCACCGACACAAGUGUUGCUGUUAAUGUAAUAACGUUUGGUACUGUAGGACCUUUUCUCAGGUGUGUUUCUAAAUGUCGCCCUUUCAAAAAACACCAUAUCCAAAACAUCCAUUCACUAACCACCAUUAACAAAUACUGAGAAGAUUAAACCUUAAAAAUUUUGUUAGUGAAAGAAGUUUACACAGCUCAUUCCCUUUUAUAUAAGAUGUAGUUUUAAAAUUAAUGAAUAGAUUAAAAUAUUUUUUUGUAUUAAUUUACUGUUUUGUGGUAUAUUUAAAAAUAUUGUAGAUACUGUAUUUAUUGGCGUAUAACACGCACCUCAAUUUAAGAAGGAAAUUUCAGGAAAAAAAACUAAACAUUAUAUCGGCGUAUAACACACACACAUCAUUUGCCCCCUAUUUUCAGGGAGAAAAAGUGAGUGUUUUACGCCAAUAAAUACGGUAAUUUUUGCCUCUGAAGGUUCACUACAAUUCCAAGACAGACCAUACAACAUACAUAUGUACAAACUCUACCAUAUAUGAAGAGCCAGAGACCACCACAGUGGGUGUCAGCAGACCACAUCCUUUUGUUCCCGAGAUAACCGUGACAAGCCCACCAUUCCAACAACCUUGUAAAGAUGAGUCCACAUUCUCACUGGACUCGGGCAGUCCGAGGAGGGCAGGCCAGCUGAAGAAGGCCAGUCUGUAUGCUUGGUUCACACUGCAGACCCUCCCCGAGGUGAGUCAGUUAAUUUCCUAACAAGACUGUCUACAUAGCUGGUGUUCUAGCUACAGAAUAACUUGCCAUAGCCUGGUGAUUUGUCUCAGCAUACUAUCUGGUUAUAUUUGGGUUUUUUUCAAUCACGGGAAAGGUCUAACUUUCAUCCCUCAUUAAUAUAUAUAUUUUUGUGUACACUUUAAUUAAUCAAGUGAAUUUUUUCUGUUGUUUAGGAAAUGAUAAUCAGCCCGACCUUUUUAGACUUCCUGGAACAAGCCCUUGAGCCCCUGCCCAUCACAACCAGCUCAUCCCCAUCUAUUCUAAAACGAGGUUUGUGGACAUGUCUUGACAAAUGACAGUUUUGAUCUAAGUAGAAAAUGUUAAUGCUUUCUUCCAAAUUAAUUUGAUUAUAUUAGUUUCAUCCAAAUUAACUUGUUUAUAUUAAUUUCAUCCAAAUUAACUUGUUUAUAUUAGUUUCAUCCAAAUUAAUUUGUUCAUAAUACUUUUUUUAGUGUUAUUUUGAUGAAUGAUUCUGAAAUGAAAUUUUGUUGUUUAGAUAUGAUGGACAGUCUUGUCAACAAUAUGGACCUGGAUGCAUCUCAGGGAUCCCUUGGGCAACAGUCCAUGGCUUUCUUCCCUGUGGAUGUGGUGGUACACAUUAAAGUAAGUCAACAAAUUUCCCUGUUAAUGUUGUGAUACACGUUUAUGUUAGUCAACAAUUUCCCUGUUGAUGUGGUGAUAUAUGUUUACGUGGGUCAACACUCGAUCUCUUGAUUAUCAAUUAUUUACACAUAUACUAGAACUGACAUAUUGGUAUUUUUUAACAAUUGCAGUAGGCUUACAUUGUUUUUCCCUCGAAAUCUGUUAUUAAAUAUGAUGGUCAAAACUAGAAGAAACAUUACUCACUGACUGUUUCAGGUUGACCCAUCAUUUAUCCGAUUCAUCUGUCACUUAACAUGUCUCACUGACUGUUUCAGGUUGACCCAUCAUUCAUCCGAUUCAACUGUCACCCAGUGUCUCGUGUGGAGUGCCUCCUGCAGGUGCCAUCCCUGGACUUGUAUUUCUCCACCAAGAAGACUGACAUCAAUGAAGGCAUGCUGCCUGACAACACACAGAUGCCAAAGUCUGGAAAAGGUCAGUUUGAUAUAUUUCAUAUAAAUCCCUCACUUAUUCAAUUUAGAUUUCUUUGGAAGAAAAAAGGAAUAGUCAUUUAUUUUUUACUGGGUAUUGUUAUAUAUAUAUAUAUAUGUAUAUAUAAGAAUGAGCUAGGGUAUCCAUGUAACACUAAAGAAGUUAAUUAAUUUAAAUACAUUCGGAUUCUAAAAAUGAUAGGGAUUUUCUAUUAUUUUACGGAAAUGGAAUAAAUUUAAAUGUGCAAAAAAUAAAAUAUAUCAGCUUUUAUUUUAGUAUAAACUUAAUUAUUAUUAUUAAUUCCAAAUACAUUUAAAAUAACAAUUUAAGAACUAUUUUAAGCAUUUUAUCCAAAUUUGAAAAUUAUUACAUAUUUUUUUAAUCAAUAAAUCAAAUAAUCUAAGAAUUAUUUUUAUUAAAUCAUAAGCAUAUUUAUUGGUAAAACCCAGAUAUCUGUUGUUUUUUUAGUGUUUUGUUAAUAUAGUGAAAUUAAAUUAAAUUUUUUUAAAUUUUAUCAAAAUGUCUUCAAACAAUAUCAAAUUAAAAUUUUCGAUUGAACUCAAAUAAAGAAAAAUUAUAUUAAUUUCAAAAGAGCAAAAUUUAAACUUUCAAAAGAAAGCUUUAAGUUUCUUUGAUUUAAUAACGGCAUGUGUGUUGCGUAAUGUUAUCAGUACGGAGAAAUUAAUCUCUUAUUUAAGUGUAUGGCUCGUUCUAAAACAGUCCACAAUAAAAGACAAUACCAUAAUGUUAAAAACAACAGCAAAGCAUACGAUACUCAAACCAGGGCUAAUUACAAUUAAUAAAUUUUGUUAUGUUACUUAUAAAUUAAAAAAACAAAAGAAAUAAAAUUAAAGCUGUUGACUCACAGUAUAAUGAUUGGGUUGUACCGGUACAGUGUCGAAGAAGAUACAAUGUUGUAAAAAUGUACAGUGAUGAAAAGGAAUCUACACACACACAAUAGUCAAAUCUCUAUCUCGUAUAGCAAAACAAUAGCACACGCUCAAAAUAACUCGUCUCUGAAUCUGCCUCCUGUUGCUCAAUCUCUCGGCUUUAUAUAGCCUGUUUCAUAGAUACUUCGAGAAGGACUACGCAUUGUAAUCGUCUCUCAAACCUUAUACAUAAUUCUACAAAAUUCUAAGAACAAACAGACCAUAGAUUGUAGUAAGUUGUAACCGAAGUCAAAGGGAGACUAUAUUUAGCAAGCCACUCCAUAUUAGCGAAGCCGAAUUGGGGUCAGUUUAAGUUCAUUCACCAGAAUUUUAGUAUACCAGUACCUCAAAAAAAGAGUAUCAAAACCCAACCUUUUUCUCACAUGAAAAUGUAAUCUUAAAUAUAGAACCAUAUUUUUUUUUUACUUGACCAUUCAUGGGCGUGAACAACGAUGGGUUAAGAUUUUCUUUCAAAAAAUGAAAAUAAAUUUGUGUUUUUACUUUGAGAAAAGUAAAGUGGGUGUAUAUUUUUAUGAGAUUGGUAACAUUUCGUUUUUAAAAAGAAAACAAUCAAAGCUGUUACAGACUUGAAAAACGGUUACGAGAUUCUUUGUUAGAUAAAGAAUUGUUUGUUUUACGACUUUCCGAUAAUAUAGUAGAAAAACAAGGUAAAAGUUUGGUUAAAUUUUUUAAUGAAGAUAUCAGUAUAUCAAAUUCGGAUAAUUUAGAAUAUUAAAAAAAUAUUUUACAUAAUUUCUUUGUAUAAAUUAAACUUCAUGUUUUACAAUUUUUAAAGAAAAGAAAUGGAGUUUAGGGGCAGAAAAAGGGGUAGGGCAGGUGGAUAUAUAGCAGAUAAAUAUUUCUCAAAAGUAAAUAAUGUUAAAAUCGUAAACAUCAUUACAAAUAUACUUCUUUUAAAAACAUUCUGAUGAGUUUUCUCGAAAGCAGGUAGAAAAUAUCACAAAAUUUCUGCUAUUUCUAUCGCUGUAACAUUGGGUCAUAUAUUCUAGUAUAUGAUAGGCAUUGACAUUGAAGCAAAUGAUUAUAAUUAAAUGAAUAUUCUAUAAGCCCAUCAAUUUUUUUAGAGUAUAAAAAUUCUUUAAAACAAAAAAUUGAAGUAAAAAAUCACAAAUUGUCUCAAACAUUAUUAGGGGUGACAAUUUAUUUUGUCUUGCUGUCUCUUUUAAAACAAAAAAUUGAAGUAAAAAAUAACAAAUUGUCUCAAACAUUAUUAGGGGUGACAAUUUAUUUUGUCUUGCAGUCUUUUAAACAAAAAAAUGUUAAUGUUUUAAAAUAUUUUAAUUGUAAAAUGAGAUGAUGCACACUUGUAAAGAUAAACAUGAAAUAAACCUUCCUUGACAACAUUGGUUUUCACAUUAAAAAUGUUUACAACCCACUGAUGCUAACUCAUGAAAUCCUGCUAAUGCUAACGAAUGAAAUGCUGCGAUGCAUCAUUCAAGUAUCAAAAAAUCGCAGAUUCUGGUAAGAAUCUUUUUGUGUGGAUUGCUGGAUGAUAUUUUGGAUCACAUCUUCUUUACUAAGAUAAAAGCCCCAAAAGCUUUUGUAGAAUGUGUACCAACACUUUGGUUCAAAACUGCUGCUUUACAACACCAAGCCAUUCAAAAUAAUGUGUUCUUGAAACAGGCCCUUGGUAGCUUUCUUGUAAUCCGUCAAAACCAUUUUCUUAUGACCUCAACACUUAUGUAGAUUUAUUUUAUGUGUGUCUAUUCUCAAGGGAUAUCAAAUAAAGCUUUAAAAAAAAAUGUGUCAUUUAAAUGCUAUGCUAUAUCUUUGUACAUAAGUGAAACUGUCUUCUCUAAACUUUUAUUGUUGAAUUGAUCUGUUCCAGCCAAGCCACCCCCUUCCAGCAGUGCUAACGCCCAGUCAUCAGCCAGAACCAGACACACCAGUGGCAUGUCUGACACUUCCUUCUACCCAGGCUCCAGCUCUGGGGGUCUGAGUGUCACAGGCUGCAUAUCAGACUUUUCCCUGUACAUAUUCCAUCCAUACGGGACCGGCGUGCAGAGGCGAUUUGCUGGAACCUCCGAUUCCCCAACAUUCAGGAGUCAACCUGGUUUAGGUAGGAGGUGGGGGGGAUAGGAGGGGUUUAGAAGUUAUGAGCAUUAUGUCAAUCGUUAUUUCAGCGGGGCAUUAUAUAGAUAUUUUUAUAAAUUGAAGUUAAGCUGAUUUAAUGGGGCAGUAAUAAUGAUUUGUUGCACUGUUUUGUAAUAUCAACACAUUGUUUAUUAGUUUGAGGUAAUCGGCUUUCAUCCAGUGUUCCAGGGCAAUUUUAAUGAUGUGUGGUCCAAUGGUAGAGAAAAUGUUUCAUUUUCAACAAGCUGAAAUUAAAUGCUGCUCUUCUUUUAUGUGAUAAACUAUUUCUCUCAUACAGAUCGUAUAUCUGAAAAUGCUGGCAGUGCCAUCCAUGAUAUGGGACGCCGUGACUCUCUGAGCUUGAACGUCGAAUUCAUACGCGUUAACAUUUCAAGGACUCGCAAGCUGGAACGCUACAGUGAACCUAAUGAAAACCCAGCAAAGGGAGAGCAGCAAACCAGAUCAAAUGCUGUCAGAUUUUCUGGUACAUGCAUUUUAUCUUAACCAAAUUUAACCUUACUUGAAUACAGAGACAUCAAAGAAAUAAAUAUUCUUCGGCUGCUGUGUUCCAACAUUUCAGAUUUGCAACUGUUAUGUACGAACCAAGUGUUAAUAUUGUCUUAUAUUUUUAUUUCACUUACUUACAGCCAAUCCUUCAUAUUUAUUUCCUUUAUUAGCAAGAAAAAAUAGUGAGUUUUGAGAGUAUGUUAAAAUAAUUUAUUCAAUUUUAAUUGUUGAAUGAGAAAAAUUGAACAUUUUGUAGCCGUCCUCUUUCCAUGACUGAGAAGUAAAAAUGUUUGACUUAUUGAUUGUCAAUUCAUUUGUUUUUCAUUGGUUUAAAAAAAAUGAAGACCUGUCAAAUAGUGUGACAGUUAUUGAACAUUCCCUGUUGGCACCAUUCAUUGUUUUCAAGCAUCAGAAUUGAUGUCAAUCCAAAUUAAGAUAAAAAAGACGGUAAGAAAAGAAUCAAUAACAACUUGUGAAUAAUUGUUGUGUCUGUCAUUGCAGCCAUCUGUGACGUCGGCACGGCGUCUUUCAAGUACGAUAUGCGACGGCUGUCUGAGAUCCUGUCCUUGCCUAAAGCUUGGUAUCGGCGAACUCUGGCGCGCCGCCUGUUUCUUGGUGACGAGAGCAUCAACCUUGCACAAGGGGAGGGUGAGUCUGGCAUGACUUCCUGUUUCGGAUCCGUUGACGUAACUUAGAACAUUCCUUCUGAGACUGUUUGCAUGACUUCCUCCAUUUUCUAUGAUCUCACCAAAAUCUGUUGUGUGUUUGUCGAUGAUGGCACUAGCUUUGUCAGAAAUAUGGCUUAUGAUUAUUGUAGACACUAGCUGAUGUCUUGGUAAGAGAACACCCUGAUGAAAUUUUUGCUACACCUUCACAAUGUUCAAAAGCUUAUCUGCUCAACUUUUCCUUAAACUAAAAAAGUUUUAAAAAAGCUUGUUAACUUGUGUAGUGUUUAAAUUAUUGUGGGUAAAACAACAUCCAUGAGGAUGUGUAAGAUAAGUCCUCUCUGGUCUGAUCUGAACUUUACUGUCAUGGUUUGAAAAAAAAAAAAAGAAAGAGAAAAUAGAGGUAUUGUUAGAAGAAUGACAAAUAUAUUUUGACUGUUUAAAAAAAUGAACAAAACUGAAAUUUUAAUCUACCACUUCAGUGCUUCACACUUUGACUGACUUGCAUUUCUCCAGACAUAAAUUGAAUACACUCAUGAGAAGUCAUUAACAAUCAUUAGUUUACAAAAAAGACACAUUCAUGGGCAGCACAUGGAAGCUUGUUUAUAAAGAAAUAUUUACAGGGAGUUCAGAUUUUGUAAAUUUUAUAUUUAUAAAUGAUUCUUCUUAAAUCAUCUUUUUAAAAAUUAUUUUGAGUCCACAAUGAUUUAGAUAGUAAAACAAAAGAGUGCUGUACCACUUGGUAAUGCCCUAUCAACACUGCAGCACACCAACACACAAAAAUCAACUAUAAUAAUCUGCAUGUUUGUGUAUGUGUUAACAAGCUAUCCUCUAAUGUGUAAUGCUGAAUAACUGUACAUUUAAAUUUUUAGUUACUUGCUUGUCUCAAAUAUUUUUCUGUUUAGAAAUCAAAGUUAUUGUUUUGAUAAUGUUGUUUUAGUGUCUUAGUGUCUUGGUGUCUGACUUCUUAUUUCCUGUCAUUAACUCUGCUGGUCAUUAGUUCAUAGUUGCUAAUUAAUUUAAUUAUAGAAAUAACCAGUCACUAGACUCAAUAUUAUUUUAAAUGUUCAGCUUUGAGUCCUGCAUUGGAUUGCACCCAUCAAAAUGUUCAUGAACUGACCAUUGACCAUUUCAGAACCUGAUUCCCUCACUUCCUUACCCGGCGACCAGCCGAAGCGUCCUUUGUUUAUGUCCCAAAACUCCUCGUCCCACCCGUCCCUCAAUGUGAUAAACACCCCAAAGCCUCUGAAAAAGCAUCACCGCCGCGGCUCGUCUGGCGACAAAGUUAGGAUCCAGCUCAGUCCAGAGUUUAAGACAGAAAUAGCCACCAGGAGAGGUCUGAACUUUUAUCAUUUUUUUCUUCCCUUGACAUUUUAAGACAGGUUAAAUGAAUUAAUUUUUAAAAAAGGCAUUAAAUGUCUUUGAGCUGUAAGGGCACCAUUGCAUGGGAGUACUGCAGGAAGUAAGCGCUAGGAUGUUGUAUCCAUAUCUUGCAUGCAUUGCUGUUUGCUGGCUUUCAGUCUUGAGUAGUAUGUUUGAUUUGGUAAAAAUGUGUUUUUUUUUUAAAAAUCUUAUGUUUAGUUGAGUAAAGUUUGCGGAAGCUGAAUCUAAUAUUAAUAUAAUUCCAGUGGUGUUUUCCAAAUGUAGUCUGCCCAUAAUUUGAGUACAAUUAUUUUAAAGAUGCAACAUGCAUCAUAUCCAUACAUGCCAACCUGCUGGGUCAAAAAAUGUACAAAAAAGUCACACAAAAACUGUACAACAGCAAGAAAACGUACAGAAAUUAUUUUUUGUUAUCAAUGGUUUGAAAUGAUGCAAGCUUUGGCUUCUUGAUAAUUUCUGGAUAAGUUUAAUAGCUCAAACAAGUUUCAUUGUUAAUUUUGCACUGUAAAACAAAUGGGAUUGCAAGACAUUUUGCUAUUGAGAUCUCUGUCCUUGUAACUUAAUCUGAUAGAUCUACAUAAUGAUGUAGAUAAAAAAAGGGUCUUGACAGAGGCAGCAUCUCCCUUCAUUGCCUCUAAGUUUCAUUUGUUCAACUAUGUUUUAAAAUGUGCAAUUAAGCAAGCACUUAAAUGAAUAUUUGACAAAAUCCUGUAGAACUGGGAAAACAUAAUUUUUUAUUUUUUUUUUAAACCUUUGCAACUGGAAAAAUCAUUUUUUUAAAUGUGCAAAGUAUGGGUAAACCUGGACAGGAAGGCAUGUAUGAUCAAAUCAUAGAAUUAAUUUUACAUGUAAUUUUAUUCAAAAUGAAAUCAGACUCAUAAAUAGGUCAUUAAAAUAUUAGAAUGGUAGCACAUGGGAGACAUCACAGGAAGGUAGCAUUACAAUCUUUGAAUGGUAGAACAUGGGGGGCAUCACAGGAAGGUAGCAUUACAAUCUUAGAAUGGUAGCACAUGGGAGACAUCACAGGAAGGUAGCAUUACAAUCUUAAAAUGGUAGCACAUGGGGGCAUCACAGAAAGGUAGCAUUAGUAUCUUAAAAUGGUAGCACAAGGGGGAGACAUCACAGGAAUGUAGCAUUACAAUCUUUGAAUGGUAGAACAUGGGGGGCAUCACAGGAAGGUAGCAUUACAAUCUUAGAAUGGUAGCACAUGGGGGAGACAUCACAAGAAGGUAGCAUUACAAUCUUAGAAUGGUAGCACAUGGGGGGAGACAUGACAGGAAGGUAGCAUUACAAUCUUAGAAUGGUAGCACAUGGGGAGACAUCACAAGAAGGUAGCAUUACAAUCUUAGAAUGGUAGCACAUGGGGGAGACAUCACAGGAAGGUAGCAUUACAAUCUUAAAAUGGUAGCACAUGGGGGAGACAUCACAGGAAGGAAGCAUUACAAUCUUAGAAUGGUAGCACAUGGGGGAGACAUUACAGCACCUGAGCAGAAUAUCACAGCAGAGUUCACCUUGUAUAGAAUUCUUUUUUAUUUUCAAUAAAAUGAGUUUGAUUGGCUCAAACUGUAAGCUCCUAUCAAGUCAGUUUGACAAUGAAAAAGUUCUAGUGAUGUGAAGUAAUAGCUACAGUGAUGUUCCUUGAGGUCAAAACAUUUGUUGACAUUUCAUCUUAUUCAUACUAGGUACUGAAAAUCACAUCAUCAGAGGAAACCAAAAGUAAUGGUUUCCAUUGUUUGUAAUACAUCACCAGCUUGGCACAGACAACAUUAAUAUUGGAAAAUAUAAUGGUUUUUUUUUUGUUGUUUUUUUGGGAAGGAUCAGUGCAAUCGCUGUACUUACAUUGGACUAACUCAGUGGUCGGCAAACUCAUUAGUCAAAAGAGCCAAAAAUCAGCAGCAGGAUGAUUAAAAAUUGUUUGAGAGCCAAAUUUCUUUUCAAGGACCUGUCAAGAAACGUGCUUUUCAGAGUCAAAACCGAUUUGUGGCAGCCUGGCCAAGCCACUUUCAGAUCGCUAAAGAUCCACAUGGGGCUUGCGCGAGCCACAGUUUGCUGAUCACUGAAAAUACUGAACAGACGACAUUCUUUUUAAUUGCGUCUGCUUAAUUUUUUUUUCGAAUUGUGUCUCUUAAUAUUUUUUUUAAAGAGGAGCUUUGAUAAUGUCAAUAAGAAGUUAAUGAAAGUAUAAUCAUAAUAAAAUAUCAGUUUCUUAAAAUGACAUAAUUCUCUAUACCAAAUAUUUGAUCAGGACGUAACACAUCACGAUCCCAUCAAGCACAAAAUGACCUGCCCAGUAGAGAAUCGUCUGCACAUCGCAAGAAAUCAAGAACCAUUUCAUCCCCUGACAUGCCACGCCACCGCCAUAGUAUUGCAGGGGGCAUAACUCCUGCAUCCAACUCUGGCUCUCCCACCACUCCGCCCAACAUCAGCAGCUCAUGGGAGACAUUGGUUCUCUUUGCUGUCAACCUGGCUCAGCUUAACCUGGAGGUCAACAUGGCCAAUGUCAUGGGCAAUACAGAGUGAGUUGAUGCACAAAAUGUUAGAUGCACAAGUUUGGACAGACAAAUUUUGACACCAUAGUUAGACGCACAAAUUUAGACAAACAAGUUUAGACAGAAAAAUUUACACAAAUAAGUUGAGACACACAAGUUAAGACACGCAAGUUUAGGAACACCAGUAUACUAGUAUGCAAGUUUAUACACACAAGUUUAAAUUAAAUUUUUAAAAUUAAAAAUACAUACAAGUUUAUACACAUAAAUUUAUAGACCAAGUUUGGUGAGUUAAUAGACACAAAUUUGAUAGGUUUAUAGACACAAUUUUUUGUGAGUUUAUAAACACAAGUUUGGUGAGUUCAUGGACACAAGUUUGGUGAGUUUAUAGACACAAGUUUGGUGAGUUUAUAAUAGACACAAGUUUGGUGAGUUUAUAAUAGACACAAGUCUGAUGAGUUUAUAGACACAAGUCUGAUGAGUUUAUAGACACAAGUUUGAUGAGUUUAUAGACAUAUUGUAAUUGAUUGGUAAAGAGAGCAAGAUUUGAUCAAAUGUAAAUGUAUACUCUUGCUUGUAACAUACAGUGCUAUAUUCAAUGCUGACUGAGCUGGUACAGGUAGACAGACAGCCACAGUUAUUGUUUACUUAGUAAUUCAAUCUAAUUCUCGGGUUGAGGAGAUAAAAUGUGUUAAUUGAGAGUUGUUCGACUUUGCAGAUGGAAAACCAAAGCCCUGAAGACUCAGGGGAGACUAUCCAUCAACAGCAGUGGGCACAAGAACCUGAAUAUUGAUGCAGGUUUCGGCAAAUCAUCGUUUGAAUCCAAGGGAGGCAUUGUGGGUGGCACCAUUGAUGUCAACAAUCUGAACGGCUUCUGUAAGUCUUAAGCUAGAAACAACCAAAUCUUUUUUGUGCAGCUGCAGCAGCGGUCAAUAGGACCCUUUACAAAUGAUUACUAAUUCUUGUUGAUUGAAAUCUUCAGCAGUAGGUGCGUACUGAAGUAUCAAAAAAUUUAUUUUUUAUUGAUCCUCUGUUUAAAUCGUAAAGUUUAAUUUCCAACCAAAUAGGUCAAUCUCUUGCAACUAUUCCAGUAAUGAGGGCCAUAAUCUGGUAGAUGAGCCACAAAGAUUCUUACAACAUCAACCUUAAUGAAUUUGUUCGUACAUUAUCAUCUAAUUUUUAUACACCACAUUAGCAAUAAAUGUUCAUUGUACUCUGUUACCUAUCAUCUGCUGAUCAUGGAGGACCCUGGCAUCUUUUUGUUGACACAGUAUUCCAUGUAUUCAUGGAUAUCUCCUAUGAACUCUGUCAACAGUCUCAGUCUGUGAAGACCCUGACCUUGGCCGAGACCCUGACCACCAGGCAGGCCUGAGUACGUCUGUGGUGGAGACCAAGUUUGACUACAUGGGAUCUUCUAUCAUCAUGACAAGACUGAGUCAUCUCCACCUGCUACUGAAAGAUGAGUGGCAUGUGGACACCAACUCUGACCUGGACACGCCUCUGGCUACUAACAGGUACUGUGCCCGCCUCUGGCCACUAACAGGUACUGUGCCCACCUCUGGCCAGUAACAGGUACUGAACGCUCCUAUGGCCACUAACAGGUGCUAUACCCUCCUAUGGCCACUAACAGGUACUGGACCCACAUAUGGUCACUAACAGGUGCUAUACCCUCCUAUGGCCACUAACAGGUUCUGGACCCACAUAUGGUCACUAACAGGUGCUAUACCCUCCUAUGGCCACUAACAGGUGCUAUACCCACCUAUGGCCACUAACAGGUGCUAUACCCUCCUAUGGCCACUAACAGGUGCUAUACCCUCCUAUGGCCACUAAUAGUUACUGGACCCACAGCUGGUCAUAGGCUGGUACUAUACUAUGCUGUGGCCUUUAACAGGUACUGGACCCACAUCUGGCCAUUAACAGGUGCUAUACCCUCCUAUGGCCACUAACAGGUACUGGCCCCACAUAUGGCCAAUAACAGGUACUGGACUGACAUCUGGCCAUAAGCUGGUACUAUACUAUACCCUGGCCUUUUAACAGGUACUGGACCCACCUCUGGCCACCAACAGGUACUAUACCCUCCUAUGGCCGCCAUCAGAUACUAUACCCACCUCCUGCCUUAAACAGGUACUGGAGCCAUCUCUGGCCACUAACUGGUACUGGACCCAUCUCUGGCCAACAACAGGUAGUGGACCCAACUGUGGCAACUAUCCUGUAGUCUACCCUGUAGUCUGACCAAGUAUUGUGUUGUGGCUGUCCAACGGUUGAGUCUAAUAGUUUAAGAAUUAACAAAAAUUGAAAAAAAUGUAUGUCCCAUUUUUUUUAUGUCCAUCCAAUGAUAUUAAUUUGUAGAAUUACUUGUUCUUUAUAAUGGUUUGGCGUCCUGUAUUUCUACAAGGUUAUCAAGCAGAAAGGGAUACAUUUAUAACAAAAUUCCACUCUAUAGCACUCUGGCAAGACUAAAUAGUUAACCUACAGUUGAUUGUUACGCAAUUGAUUGACACUGUGAUUUGUCUAACCAAAUUUUUUACUGCUGAGAAAUUUUCAAAAACUCUUUAACCUGUGCCUAGUAGGUGACAGCACAGACAAAAACUCUUUAACCAGUGCCUUGUAGGUGACAGCACACACAAAAACAACAGUACCACUUUGUUCCUAGCAUACAUUAAUGACCUACCGGAGAAACUGACAUCACAGGCAAGACUGUUUGCAGAUGACACAGCAGUGUAUAGGACGAUCGCCAACAGAUCUGACCAGGACCAGCUACAACAGGAUCUCAAUCUGUUAGCUGAGUGGGAGAUGAGCUGGGACAUGGAAUUUCACCCUGCCAAGUGCCAGACACUAUCAAUCUCUAGAAGUUGUACUCCUCUACACUACCAAUACAAACUGCACGGCCAUAUUCUUGAGCAAGUUUCCUCCGUAAAGUACCUGGGUGUUACCAUUCAAAGAGAGGUCCGCUGGGACGAGCAUAUUAACAAUGUAUGUAACCAAGCAAACCAAGCCUUGGGGUUCUUAAGGCGAAAUCUAAAGAUUGGCAACUCCUGUGUGAAAGAAAGAGCAUAUAAAGCCUUUAUCCGUCCGAUUUUAGAUUAUGCAUCUUCAGUCUGGGACCCAUUUACCCAGAAGAGCAUUGACAGGUUGGAGGCGGUCCAGCGACGAGCAGCACGCUUUGUCCUAAACCGCUACAGGAAUACCUCUAGUGUUGGCAGCAUGCUAGAAACACUAGGCUGGUCACCAUUGGAGAAACGACGACGACAAUCCAGGCUCUCCAUGAUGUACAAGAUAAAUAAUGGGCUGGUCCACUGUUCCAGUAUUAAACAGAAACUCGUCCCUCUCCCCCAUAGACAGCGACGAGGCCAUGACAGGCAAUUCAGGCUCAUACCAGCAAGAAGCCAGUAUAGGAGCUGCUCAUUCCUGCCCAAGACAAUCAGGGACUGGAACCAUCUUUCAAAAGGAACAGUUGAGGCGACAACACUAGACACAUUUGUGUCUAUUGCCUCAAGCCUUCAAACCCCUAGUGCAUAAUUUCCUCAUCACCACCAGUAACAGAAACAUUGCAAAUCCCAUCUACAUGCAUAGGAGCCAAAAUGAUCAAUAAAUUGAUCGUGGGCCCUUAGGAUAUAGAAGAAGAAGAAGAAGGAGAGUACUUAACGACUUUUCAUUUCUCUUUCACAGAUCAGCAUUUUUAUUUGUGAAUGGCAAAUUGUCCUGGUCCCAUUUUCACCUCAUGAUCUCCCGGUCGACGACCCCUGACCUCAUUAAAAUCAUCUCCAAGCUCGAUGAGUUUUUCACACAGCAAGUGAUGAGUGGUCGCAGGGUGUUCCAGCAUCCAACAGCAUUUAGUGGCAGCGCACAAAAUAAGUUACCCAGGAAAAUUUCAGAGAGUGGUAUGCAUGUUAUUCAGAGAGUGGUGUGUAUGUCAUUUCAGGGAGUGGGGUGUAUGUUAUUUCAGGGAGUGGUGUGUAUGUUAUUUCAGGGAGUGGUGUUUAUGUUAUUUCAGGGAGUGGUGUUUAUGUUCAAAACAACCGACUGAAGUGAUCAGAAUAUGUUAACAAAUUAGAGCUAGAUGUACAAAGUGAAAUUAGUGAAGAUAGCAUCUUAAUGCCAUUAAGACUUGAAGCUAGGAAAAUAUAGAUUUUUAUUUUCCACUUUAAACUGUUUUUUCCCCGUUAAUUAAUAAUUUUAAUUAAAAUGUUAAUUGUUAAAACCUUUCUGCUUUACUUACAGCUCACUCACAACAGAAUACAGAUUUCUGCCUUACUUACAGCUCACUCACAACAGAAUACAGAUUUCUGCUUUACUUACAGCUCACUCACAACAGAAUACAGAUUUCUGAUACACUUGCCAUGCUUUAUAAAAAUAACUGAUUAUUAUUUAGUUAAAUUCAUGCACAAACUGAAAGACGGUAAUAAUGGAUUUUUUCCUUCUUUCAGCUGUAAUGGAUGAACUGCGCCAUCACCGCCAUUGGCAGAGUGCACUUGAACAUCUGAUGGGCUACCAGUUCUCAAUGCUGCCGUCGGUGUUGCCCCCGGAAGGAAUGGUGUUGGGAGGGACCAUGACUUUGGAAGGUCAAGGUCUUAUGCUGGCCUCCUUUCAUGGGGUGAACUUCCGAGCCAAAUAUUGGGCCUUGUUCAACAUUAAAGACCCAUACAUUUACUUCUCAACUGAAGCUCAGAAAAUCCCAGAAGGAGGUACGUGAAGUAGAGAUUAGUAAGGACCAUGUAUUGUAUAAUUAUAUAAAUAGAUGAUUGAAUUUGUUAUAUUAGACUGUAUCAUUGGAUUGUAUAAAUGGAAUAGUUUGAUUGAUGUUAUUAGACUGUAUCAUUGGGUUUUAUAAAUGGAAUCGUUUGAUUGAUGGUAUUAGACUGUAUCAUUGGGUUGUAUAAAUGGAAUAGUUGAUUGAUGGUAUUAGACUGUAUCAUUGGGUUGUAUAAAUGGAAUAGUUGAUUGAUGGUAUUAGACUGUAUCAUUGGGUUGUAUAAAUGGAAUUGUUUGAUUGAUGGUAUUAGACUGUAUCAUUGGGUUUUAUAAAUGGAAUCGUUUGAUUGAUGGUAUUAGACUGUAUCAUUGGGUUUUAUAAAUGGAAUAGUUGAUUGAUGGUAUUAGACUGUCCCAUUGGGUAGUUUAAAUGGAAUCGUUUGAUUGAUGGUAUUAGACUGUAUCAUUGGGUUGUAUAAAUGGAAUAGUUAAUUGAUGGUAUUAGACUGUCCCAUCAUUUGAUUGAUGGUAUUAGACUGUCCAAUUGGGUAGUUUAAAGGGAAUCAUUUGAUUGAUGGUAUUAGACUGUCCCAUCAUUUGUUUGAUGGUAUUAGACUGUCCCAUCAUUUGAUUGAUGGUAUUAGACUGUCCCAUCAUUUGAUUGAUGGUAUUAGACUGUCCCAUCAUUUGAUUGAUGGUAUUAGACUGUCCCAUUGGGUUGUUUACUGUAUUCAAAGUUUAAGAUUAAACAUAUUAAUAAUGAAAGACUUUAUCAAAUCAGCCAAGCAUUAAAGAGAAAUUUAUUUUUUUCUUCUUCACUCAGGAACUCACAUUGUGCAGGACCUGCAGUUUAUUGUGGGACAACAGCAAGGGACACAGCCGACAGGGGUAACAUCCCCUCAAGCCAUCCACAACCACAUGGCAACCAUUUGUAAAAUCACCCGCACUCACCACAUGCCACCAAACUUUACGUCUGUGGAUGAGUGGUUCUCAUACGCCAUGACUUCAUCAGCCACGGAUCCUAAAAGUAAAAGUUUUACAUACUUACCCUCAGUUACUAGGACCUUGUGCUAGCUAUACUUUUCUAUUUACUUAGACCUUGCGCUAGCUAUACUUUUCUAGUUACUUGGACCUUGUGCUAGCUAUAGUUUUCUAGGUACGAGUACCUUGUGCUGGCUAUACUUUUCUAGUACUUGGACCUUGUGCUAGCUAUAAUUUUCUAGUACUUGGACCUUGUGCUAGCUAUAGUUUGCUAGGUACGAGUACCUUGUGCUGGCUAUACUUUUCUAGUACUUGGACCUUGUGCUGGCUAUAAUUUUCUAGUACUUGGACCUUGUGCUAGCUAUAAUUUUCUAGUACUUGGACCUUGUGCUAGCUAUAGUUUGCUAGGUACGAGUACCUUGUGCUGGCUAUACUUUUCUAGUACUUGGACCUUGUGCUGGCUAUAAUUUUCUAGUACUUGGACCUUGUGCUAGCUAUAGUCCCUUGUGCUAUGGAUGGGUAGUUACUUGGACCUUGUGCUAGCUAUAGUCCCUUGUGCUAUGGACGGGUAGUUACUUGGACCUUGUGCUAGCUAUAGUCCCUUGUGCUAUGGAUGGGUAGUUACUUGGACCUUGUGCUAGCUAUAGUCCCUUGUGCUAUGGAUGGGUAGUUACUUGGACCUUGUGCUAGCUAUACUUUUCCUUUCAAACGCAUUUAUUUGUAUGGAGGGCUUUUUACAGAUUUUAAUCCUACUAAUAUUUGAACCCAUCCAGUUGUGACAGAAUUUCCUGGUGUUCGUCUUGAAGAGGAAGGGGGUAGAAAGUUCAGCAAGGUCAAGGCUGCCUACUACAGUCACGAGACAGAAGUCAUCUUUGCCUUCCCUUCCAUGUACAUGAACCUAAAGACGUCACACUUUCAAGGAGAGAACCCCCCAGAGGAAAAUGGUAAAUAGCACGUUCUUUGUCUCGCUCUGACCUUUCUCACUGCUAUGGGUAUGUUGUUGGGAAGAGUCCUUAUGUUUGCAUUUGAAGUAUUUGUCAGCUUGUUUCAAGCUGGUCUGUUCCCCAUGUCAGUGCUGAGUUGAUCUCACUUCUAGAAUGUAGAGGUGGCCAGCAUCUUUGUGACACUAGUUUUUUAACAUGACGUGUGUAAAGAAUGUUAGAAAUAAUUGAAUUAAAGAAUUGGAAAGAGUAGACAAUUUCCUAUUCUGAAAAUGCAAAAGUCUACUAAAGGUUAUCUCUCUUAGUGUUAAUUCCUGAUCAACAAAUUAUAAUUACGUUAUUUUAAUAUUCACAAAUUAAAUUCCAGUUAUUUGCCUUUAUACAGACCCCCUUGCUUGUGUACAUACCCGCUGCUUGUGUACAGGCCCCUUGCUUGUGUACAGACCACCUUGGUUGUGUACAGAACCCCUUUGUUUUUGUACAGCACCGCUUGCUUGUGUACAGACCCCCUUGCUUGUGUACAGCCCCACUUGCUUGUGUACAGUCCCCCUGCUUGGAAAAAUUUGACUUUAAACUGAGUGCUUGGAGCUGGGGAAAAAAAUAAUUUUUCUAACUAUUUUAUAUGAUUUUUUUUGUGUGUGCAGAAGACCGUCCAGCGGUAGAGUGCAGCUUUGUAGCAGAGUUUUAUGAUCACAUCUACGUGGCCAUGGAUGCCGAGGUUAUUCUUUUCCUCCAUGAUCUGGUUUCUUCAUACAUUAGAGAGAAAGAUCGGGGUAGGCAAUCUUUGAUUGAUCUGCAUUUUGGCAUAUUUAUUGACAACAUCCGUCUCUAUUCAAACACUCAUGCACAUAUAACAACAACAAAAAACAUACACACAUUUACUAAGUGACUAGAUACUUAGGUCAAUUAUGUCAUCACUAUUUGCUCAAGAACUUGGUCUUAAACUAAUUUUUUUCCCCUCUCUUAAUAAGAGGUUUUGACUGCAAGUAAAGCUUUUAAGUAGUUUAAUGAGACACAUACAAUUUUUGUAAAAUGAACAAUAUGUGUAAAGAUCUAAUUAUGAUUAAAUAAUUUACGAAUUCAAACAUUUUUGCUCUCUUGUAAGCGCCUUUUAACAACACUGGGAUGAUUUUUUGCUGUUUUUUACUGCGGCACUGGGAUGGCUUUUACUGCGGCACUGGGAUGGCUUUUACUGCGGCACUGGGAUGGCUUUUACUGCAGUAUGAAAAUUUACUGAAAUGAGAAUUAAAUAACACAAAUGAAAUAUUUCAGGCUCGGUUGGUCGAUCUUCUGGAACCAAACUGGCCAAGUCUGAGCCCAAACUUUCUGACCCCACAUCUGCAUUAAAACAUGAUUAUAGGACGUUUGAGUGCAAGACUUGGCAACUGGAACCAACACUCAGGUAGGCCUAUUUCAGUGGUUCUGUCUCAUUUAGGUCUGUCUCAGGUAUGUCUGCCGCAGGUAGAUCUCAAUGUAAUUAAUGGUUACAAUUGUGUAUGUAUGUAGCGUAUUGUUGCACUUGUGUCUCUAUGGAAUUUAUUGUUACGCUUGUGAAUGUAUGUAGCGUAUUGUUGCACUUGUGUCUCUAUGGAAUUAAUUGUUACACUUGUGUAUGUAUGUAGCGUAUUGUUGGACUUGUGUCUCUAUGGAAUUAAUUGUUACACUUGUGUAUGUAUGUAGCGUAUUGUUGCACUUGUGUCUCUAUGGAAUUAAUUGUUACACUUGUGUAUGUAUGUAGCGUAUUGUUGCACUUGUGUCUCUAUGGAAUUAAUUGUUACACUUGUGUAUGUAUGUAGCGUAUUGUUGCACUUGUGUCUCUAUGGAAUUAAUUGUUACACUUGUGUAUGUAUGUAGCGUAUUGUUGCACUUGUGUCUCUAUGGAAUUAAUUGUUACACUUGUGUAUGUAUGUAGCGUAUUGUUGCACUUGUGUCUCUAUGGAAUUUAUUUUUACGCUUGUGUAUGUAUGUAGCAUAUUGUUGCACUUGUGUCUCUAUGGAAUUUAUUUUUACGCUUGUGUAUGUAUGUAGCAUAUUGUUGCACUUGUGUCUCUAUGGAAUUUAUUGUUACACUUGUGACACUAGUAAUUUGUUGUUAAACAUGUGUCUAUUGUAAUUUAAUGUUACACUUGUGUCUCUAUGUAACUUAUUGUUACACUUGUGUUGCUAGUAAUUUGUUGUUACACUUGUGUCUCUCAGACUGAUCCACUGGGCCAGCACCCAGAUUGACCCCGUAGGAGCUGACUACGUCCUUCAGAAGCUCGGCUUCUCACAUGCCAGGGUCACCAUCCCCAAGUGGGUCCAGCGAGGGUUCAUGGAUCCACUGGAUAAAGUCCUGUCUGUGCUGGUGGACAAGUUGAUCACGACACUCCGAGACCAACAGAGCAGUGGCCUGACUGAGGACUCAGCCGACCAAGACCAGACUGAGAAGUCAAUCACUGUGUCACAAACUUCAGACAAGACAGUUUAAAACUGAGGGAGACUGGCAGUGUCAGGAUGAAAUGACAUUUAGGUACAAGAUGAGGGAAACUGGCAGUGACAUGAUGAAAUGAUAUUUGGGUACAAGAUGAGGGAAACUGGCAGUGACAUGAUGAAAUGACAUUUGGGUACAAGAUGAGGGAAACUGGCAGUGACAGGAUAAAAUGACAUUCAGGGUAUAAGAUGAAGGUAACAAAGGUGUCAGUAUGAAAUGACAUUCAUGACAUAAGAUGAGGGUAACUGCAAGUGACAGGAUGAAAUGACAUGCAGGGUAUAAGAUGAUGGAACCUGAAAGUGUCAGGAUGAAAUGACAUGCAGGGUAUAUGAUGAGGGAAACUGGCAGUGACAGUUUAAAUGACAGUUGGAAUAACAAAUGACUCUUAAUGUCUCUAAGUUUUCAAACUCACUGACCUGUUAGCUCUUGCCAUACAUUUCAAAGUUGACUAAAUGACACUGUCAUUGUUGACUAUGACACUGUCAGUGUUGACUAUGACACUGUCAGUGUUGACUGAAUGACACUGUCAGUGUUAACCGAAUGACACUGUCAGUGUUAACAAAUGACACUGUUGACUGAAUGACUUGUGGUCACUGUGUACUUAAUACAGUAUUAUACACACUUUGUUUGGACUGAAUGACACUGUCAGUGUUAACUGAAUGACACUGUUGACUGAAUGACAUGUGGCCACCAUGCACUUAAUGCAGUACUAUACACACUUUGUCUGGACUGAAUGAGACUGUUGACUGAAUGACAUGUGGUCAUCUUGUUCUUAAUGCAGUACUGUACACACUUUGAUUUGCUUCAAGUUUUCGUUGAUUUUUUCCUGAUUUUAUUUAUGACUGUUUAUGAAAAUUGCUUCCUUGGAUGAUUUAGCAGAUACACAAGUAAUCAGCUCAUCAAUGUGUGGACAAGUGUAGGGAGUUACAUACACACACACCCCUCCCACACCCCUCCUCAUUUACAAAGUCUUGCCAAUGGGAAACAUUCAGCCAUUCCACUUUUGAGAUAGAAUUGCGCCCAAUCUUACCCGAUCUUUAAAAAAAAAUAAUUUGUUUUGUGUUUCAUUGCUCAAUAACCUUGAACUUGUUGCAAUACUAAGUUUUAAAAACUUUAUUUACAAAGUUGUGUUUAAAGAUUUGUUUAAUGUAUCUCUGUUUAUUCAAUGAAAUUACUAGUUGGAUUCCACCACUUAUAGUGUCACCUAUUAAUCAAAGUCUUCAUGAACAGUAACAGAAUGUUUAGAUCUAGCGAGCACCAAAUUUCUUUUUGUGUGUAAUAAAUAAAUCCUCGUCUAAAGUUGAUAUUAAAUCUGGCCAACCAUCGUCCAUUAAAUUAAUGAAGAGCGUCUGUAUUCGGCCGUGUUGAUUCAGCAGUAUGAUUUGUUGACGUGGCACACGUACGCCUAUUUUUACUGGUUAAAUAAUUCAUCAUUUUUACAAAUACUCUAUUGCGCUUUGUCCUGAAAGAACAAAGUUUUCAUCAUGUAUAACCAAUGCUAUGGUGACAGAUGCAAGUGCAGAUUAUUUCAGUCUUUUUUCAUAUUAAAAUAUUAUGUGAGAGUGGAUUAAGUGAGGCUUAAUGAACCAAGUCAUUCUACAUAGACAGGGUUUCCGGUGUUUAAAGGCUGUGGGAAUGCUGUGUUCUAGAAAUUGCUUGAUUUAAUAUUAGACUCUAGGUCAUUAUGACAUGACUAUUUAAAUUUGUGCAAUCUUAUGCUUUGUAAAAAAAAAUUUAUACACUGAAUGGAUUCAAAGUAAGUGAUAAUUUUAAAUAUUUAAAAAAUGUGAAUCUUCAUGUUAACAGUUGCUUAUUUUUUUGCGGGGUUGUCUUGUUAGGAUUUAUUGUAGAUAUUUC